Messenger RNA from Sodiomyces alkalinus F11, 3015 nucleotides. RefSeq lists its product as hypothetical. The record is from RefSeq and is a predicted model, not a curated record. The coding region runs from base 372 to 2786 and encodes 804 amino acids. Gene Ontology annotation, cellular component: nucleus. The transcript is spliced from 3 exons. Gene Ontology annotation, molecular function: DNA-binding transcription activator activity, RNA polymerase II-specific; RNA polymerase II cis-regulatory region sequence-specific DNA binding. Gene Ontology annotation, biological process: regulation of transcription by RNA polymerase II. Lineage: Eukaryota; Fungi; Ascomycota; Sordariomycetes; Glomerellales; Plectosphaerellaceae.
UCGCUUCUCCUUCUCGACAAUACUACGUCGCCUCUGCCAUUCACGCCCCAUUGUACGGAGACUUGCUGGCUGGCCUUGCAUAACCACACAACGACAUUCUCUGGUCUCGUCUCAAGACGCGGUAGAAAGUCAUAACCGUGGAUUGAACCUGACCGGCCAAUCCGAGGCGACGCCUCUCUAGCUAGUCACACACUGGCUAUUACGAGCGAUCCCUACGGCAGCAACUGAUAUUUAACGAUCGGGAGACAGACGGCUUGGCCGUUAAGGGGACGCAAAGAGGCUCCCAGUCAAGUUUACUAUACGCUACUUGGUUCUGUGUUACGGAAGGAGGAGCUCGUUGUCACUGGAACGUCUAGGACAGCCCCUUCCCCAUGUUUCGCCAACGUACGAGUUCGCAAAAGCCAGGGGAUGAGUUAUUGGCCAAUUUUAGAGAGCAGUUUCCAGAAGUCGCUUCGGCCACAGGUGCGCAGGCUCAGGCUAGUCAGCUCGCACCAGCACACAGCAAUGCUGCUGCCCCCUUGGUUCUCGAGAGCAACAGCAACAACCAUGAUGCGUUUCGAGACCAAGAUCCGACGCCGAAACCGUCAAACGACCCGUGGAGAUUCACGCCGUCUUUGAUGGAUCCGAAUUCUUUCUCCUUCGCCAGCUUUGCAAACGCACCCCCUGGGUAUUAUACUCCUACUCCCGGAGGUACGAACACCAUCUACCACCCCCAGGCUGGUGACCUGCACACACCGAACAUGGGGCCUUCCAUGGGCCUCGGCACUCCUCUUUCGAUGCCCACAUCAGAGAGCGCCGCUAUUCCUCCCACGGCCUCUAUGAUGGACAUCUCUGGAUUUCAGACACUGCAACCUCACCAGUUUGCCCCGUUCAACACGUUUAUCCAGCCCCCUACGCAUCAACCCACAUUCGCGCCAUCAUCUUUCGUUCAUCAAGACACGGGUUACGAGACCAUGGAGCAAGAUGGCUCGCCAAUGGAUUCCGGCCCCUCACCGGGCCAGAUGACGUCUCUCGAUGGCGCCUUGCACCACGCAUCCCCCAUGCUGGGCUUACAGAAACGCCAGUUCAAUGGGCUGGCAAUGGCUGCUCUUCUUCCAAGCUCAGCAGAGAAAUUUCGCUUCCACGCGACACUGAACGCUCCCACCGCCAUGAUCAAGCAUGCCGACGAGAUUCCGGUUACCUAUCUCAACAAGGGCCAGGCUUAUUCCCUCUCCGUCGUAGACACCAAUGCCACACUUCCGCUUCCCGCUGGAACCAAGUAUCGCACCUACGUACGCAUUUCAUUCGAAGACGAACAGCAGAGACAGAAGCCGGGGGUUUGCUGGAGUCUGUGGAAGGAAGGGAGAGGAACGAACGAGGCGCACCAACGAGGAGGGAAACUCCAAGCUGUCGAAUUCGUCGAAGCCAAAGAUAUCGCACGUGAGGGAGAUGACAGGCGGACCCGGGUCGAGCUGGAGUCGUCUUCAUUCGACGGGUUCUCGGUAACCUGGACACCGGGUGCCAAUGGUAGCCCGGAUUGCAACAUCGCUGUCCGGUUUAACUUCCUGUCGACCGAUUUCAGCCAUUCCAAGGGUGUCAAGGGGAUUCCCGUCAGACUCUGCGCCAAGACCAAUCCCGUUACCGCCGAUUCCGGACAGUCCGGGACAGAUGGUGAGGCCGCCGAGAUCUGCUAUGGCAAGGUUAAACUCUUUCGAGACCACGGUGCCGAGCGCAAGCUCUCGAACGAUGUGGCACAUGUCAAGAAGUCCAUCGACAAACUGAAGCAGCAGAUUGCCCAGGCCGAGAGUGGGCUUAAAGAUCCCACCAAACGCAAAAGGUCGGCUGCGUCGCAGAUGAAGGUGGCAACAGGGGACGCGCGACCUGGGAAGGUGCAGAAGCACAAACGAACCUGGUCCAUGUCUUCGGCUAGCUCCGCCGGUGGAGGCAACGGCGGGAGUGGCGGGGGUCGACCACCCAUCGAAGAAGAGUUGCACUUUAAACUGCAAACGCUCCAGGACAUGUUCACGAGCACUCGGCCAGUUAGCGUGCUGUAUCUUCGCGGUGAUGACUUGGAUGACCCGGACGUUCAUCCGGUAUCACUGCCUGGGGAAUCGAACGAAAUGAUGAAAGACGGGUCUCGGGAGGGUGCGCAGUGGCAGGCGCGAAGUGGUCGGAGCUCGCUCGCGGGAUCUUCUUUAGUAUCGCCGUCGCCCAGCUCACUUUCUCUUGCGUCUCAGGCCUCCGCCGCGCCAAAUCGUCAAUGGGCAGGUUUUGAUGGGGAGGGUUCCGGAGAGCCCUCAUCUCGUCAAGGAUCGGCCCAGCCAACGAAGGUGGCCAAGCUGGACCAAUCGGGGAACCUCAGUGGCUGGAUCGAGGCUCUGGGCGUGGUCCCUACCUAUCAAGCACCCCCUGAACGAGUCCCCAAACCGGUCGCUUGUUUUUACGUUCUCCGCAGGGAGCCGUCCAGCCAAGGGACACACGAUCUAUACAGAGCCAUCUACCUGGCCCAGCGAACGCUCAAGGAUUUCAACUUCCGCGUGGCUAUGAAGUGGAAUCUCGAUCCGUCCAAGAUUCUCCGGACUGUACACGUUCUCCAGCAGGGCCUCGAGAUUGAAAUGGACGACGACGUGGUUCGAGAGCUCAGGGAAAGCCAGGACAUGGUGCUAGAGGUCGCCGAGGUGCAUCCUGAUGGUUCUGACCAUGUCAAGCAGGAAUGGGAGAUGGCUGUCGAUCCGUCCGAUGCUGAAUCCGGCUCCACAGCUACAUCACGAGGACAGGCCGGAUAUGAGCUUCGGCUCAUGUUCUAAUACGAUACGACUGUGUAAUCAGGCCGACUUGCGGCCUCCCCGGCCUAUCCAGCAGAUCAUCCUCCAAGAGGCAACGCAUCGGCGCGCGUCCAUAGUUGGUUAACAUUCUUCUUCGUUGCUUCAGCGUCUCCGCACUUGCUUUCAAGAUACCACCAACUUAGAGAGGUGCUGCCCCCCCCUUUUUUUUUGGUUUUGAGAGAGAGAGAGAGAGUUUUCUUUUUGCCCCUGU